Molecule: messenger RNA, 2205 nt
Organism: Penicillium pulvis
Lineage: Eukaryota; Fungi; Ascomycota; Eurotiomycetes; Eurotiales; Aspergillaceae
Product: putative signal transducer
Exons: 2
Coding region: 1-2205 (734 amino acids)
Biological process (GO): chromatin remodeling; regulation of DNA-templated transcription
Cellular component (GO): nucleus
Molecular function (GO): ATP-dependent H2AZ histone chaperone activity
Source: RefSeq, a predicted model, not a curated record
AUGGCCGACAUCCUGGAAACUGACCCGGACUCGACAAUGCAGUCCUCGGAGGAGGAGGAAGCAGAAGUGCUGCCAGAGUCUCUGGUAUUAGGACGCGCAAAGCGAAGCACUGCUGGUCGGCACAUGUCUGCCCUCAUCGAUGCCGCCGCCGCCGAAGACGAUGACCUGACAUUACUCUUUGAGGAGGUGGAAGAUGAUAAUGAAUUUGCCAUGGAGGAUGGGGCUGAAGAAGAUGAAAUGGGGCUGGACUCCUCAUCAGACGACGAGGAUGACCAGGGCCCCAAUGCGAACAACGACUACGAAGGCGAGAAGGAACUACAAAAGACAGAACGCAAGAAGCGCCGCACACAAAACGACCUCCGCUUCCAAACCCUACGAAAGCGCGUCAAGAUCGAUCCCACCGCUACAACUACAAUCCCAGCACCUCCCCGCCCCAAGAAGAAGUCUGAGCGGAUCUCGUGGCUCCCGACCGUGGAAGAUGGUCCGACACGAUCGUCGUCGCGACGACAGACAAUGGUCAAUAAGGAAAUGACGCAUGCUCGUCUCAAAGACAGCCAGGAGAAGAGAGUCCGUAUAAUUGCGACCAUGAAGGAGGCAGAGAAACGCAAGGCCCACCUUAAGCCAAAACAGAUGACACAAGAGGAUCAUUUGGCGGUAGCUGAACGGAUUGAGCGAACCAACAGCAAGAGUUUGAACCGAUGGGAACAAGCAGAAAAAAGAAAGGCAGACGAACGACGGGCGAAGAUCGAGGCCCUUCAGAACCGCCGCCUGGAUGGACCGGUCAUGUCUUACUGGAGUGGAUUGGCUACGUGGGUAAAUGGAAAUCUCACACGAGUGGGCCAAGCGGAUAUCAAGAUCAAGGACAAAGAGGUGCCCAAGAAGAAAAAGACGGAAAAGGAGGAGAAGGCAGAGAAGGCAGAGAAGGCAGAGAAGGCAGAGAAACCUGCGGAAACCCAGGGCAUUAGCAUCGCUCCAGGGACUGUGCCUCCUAUCGAUGCCUCAUCUGCUCCUAUAGCUCCUACUCUUGCGCCUGCUGAAACUACCAACACACCAUCUCAGCCUGACGGGACGUUAGCUCCAACAGCCCCCGAAGCCACCACAGCCUCCGAAUCUGUCAACCAGCCCGACAAACCAGACGACAAAGCCCCGGAGCAAAUCUCUCCCAAACAGUCAACAGUUUCAAUAGCAGCCCCCGCCGUCGAUCAAGAAAAGGAAGAGAAAGGUGUCGAUAAAGAACCAGAACCGGAGCAGAAACUGGGGGAUGCCAACACACCAUCAGAACCUCCGCGGAAAUCCUCCCAAGGAUACCCCUUGCCUGUCGUGGAGAUCGUGACUCGACGUGACCCUGGUACCACUUCCCAGAUCUCAUCAUCUGAUGAGCCGGCAAAGUUGCCGUCUACGAAUGAUGCGGAUGCCAUGGAUAUAGAUAAGCCAGAGCCCAAGGCGGGCGAGCCAACCAACACCCAUGCCAACCCUCCCUCUAUAAGCACAGACACACCAACGGCUUCAGAAGUAGCCCAGACCAAAACUUCCAGUGUAUCAGGACCCUUGGCGGGGCAGGAUACCCAAGCGGCCACGUCUGUGACCACACCAUUGGCCCCUCAGACGCAGACCCCUCAAGCCCCUCAAGCCCCGGCUAAUGCAGCAGCCCUGCCCGCGCCACCCGAGAUUAAUGCACUCGAAGGCCCUGGUGUCCCUGCUUUAGAAGGUGUCCAACCGCCUGCAAUUAAUGAAACACCAGCCCAACCUGAGGCCCCGUUGCCGCCACCAAUCAUCGAGUACACGGGGCGCAACUUGACGAUCCUCGAGAAUUUUGAUGACAAGACCGCGCACAGCAAGAAAUACAGCAUUUAUUUCAAUGCCAGGCGGCCUGCGCGAUUAGCCAAAAUCUCAUCCUCUUUGUGUGUCAUCACGUCAUUACCAUCUCGCUAUCGGGAUCCCGAAACCUCUCUCCCUUAUGCCAAUUCUUUCGCAUAUGGGCAAAUCCGAAAUCUUAUAUCCAAAGGGUACAUCUGGAGUGCCAUGCUAGGUUGUUUCGUAGGACCAGCAGAAACCGCUGCCCGCGGUGUGCCAGCCCGAUUCUUAGGGAAGGAGAAGGGCGCGGACGACCAUGACAAGGAGCAAACACCGGCCGAGUCCGUGGACAAGGCGGAACCAGCAAAGACCACUACUACUUCCGCCGAGCCGAUGGAUAUAGAUCGGUGA